Nerophis lumbriciformis (worm pipefish) is the source of this 1889-nucleotide messenger RNA. It is a transcript of the gene arf3a, whose product is annotated as ADP-ribosylation factor 3a. Gene Ontology annotation, molecular function: GTP binding; GTPase activity. The record is from RefSeq and is a predicted model, not a curated record. NCBI's taxonomy places the organism in Eukaryota, Metazoa, Chordata, Actinopteri, Syngnathiformes, Syngnathidae.
GCUGUCAUCGCGAGACUUUCCGCCAGCCUCUCGCCUGCGUCCCGCUGGUAACCUGCCGUGUGCGUUGACGAGUGAGCCACCGGUCGUCAUGGGCAACAUCUUUGGAAACCUGUUGAAGAGCCUGAUAGGCAAAAAAGAGAUGAGGAUCCUCAUGGUGGGGCUUGACGCUGCUGGGAAAACCACCAUUCUUUACAAGCUGAAGCUGGGCGAGAUUGUCACUACCAUCCCCACAAUUGGUUUCAAUGUUGAGACGGUGGAGUACAAGAACAUCAGCUUCACUGUGUGGGAUGUGGGCGGCCAGGACAAAAUCCGUCCUUUGUGGAGACACUACUUCCAAAACACUCAGGGUUUGAUUUUUGUGGUGGACAGCAACGACCGUGAACGUGUGAACGAAGCCCGAGAGGAACUCAUGAGGAUGCUGGCUGAAGACGAGCUGCGGGAUGCCGUUCUUCUCGUCUUUGCCAACAAGCAGGACCUGCCCAACGCCAUGAACGCAGCUGAGAUCACCGACAAACUGGGCCUGCACUCCCUGCGCCACCGCCACUGGUACAUUCAGGCCACCUGCGCCACCAGCGGUGACGGCCUCUAUGAGGGCUUGGACUGGCUGGCCAAUCAGCUGAAGAACAAAAAGUGAAGGGCGGGGCUUAGAGAGCGGGGAAAAGUCUGGUUGCCAGCUCCAAGUAUGUGGAUUCGUUCAUGGAGAGGCGGUGCUGAAAAGCUUCUUGCAGGUGACUCAACAUCCCCUAUCUUAUUCUUUUACUGGAUUAUUUAUUGAUUUGCUUGGAUCUGCAGUGAGAGUUUGGGAAUGUAACCUAAAUGUCUUGCAUUCUAUACACUGGAUACAUAGUUAUUGGGAUGAACAGUGUAAUUUUACUGUAAAGUCACAUGUAUUAUCCCUCCUUUGCCGUGUCUAUAAUGCUUUCAGGGUCUAAAACGUGUGGUGGCGGGAUGAUAACUGUCCUUUCCUUUUCAUACGCCAUGUAAAUAAGUGUCAUAAUAGUAUAGCCGCAGUAUCUUUGCUAUUUCAGAUUGUAAAAGGUCACAUAUUCAUUGUCAUUUGUCCAAACAAAUGUUAUAUAGUAGGGAAGGAUUUCCUACGGCCUCAUCCCUGGGUGGAUCUCGUGUGAGAGGAAGGUGGGGGGUUGCGAUCAUCAUUUUGCUAUUUAGUCUACAUAGCGACUGGCGCUCUGGUCAAAGUUGGAAUUGCCACAAAACACAUUUUAAGAUAUUUACCACUCUACUGCCGUCUGCCGGCUAAAGUGUGUAGUGCGCCCCUCCCCCCAAUUUGUCACGUUUCAUGUGUCAGGUAAAUUGCGACAAAUGGGGCCAAAUUAAUCCCCUUCCUAUUGUACAAAAUAAUGUACAACAGAGUAAAGUACAUAUUUUGCUUAAAGUAUACAUUUAGAUUUUUUACAAAAAUAUUUAUGAUUGUAUUUAUUUUAUCAAUGUUCAUUUAUUCUGUUAAGUGCAACAUUUAUUUGACGAUGGAGCCAAAUAAACGAAGAGGCUCUCAAACUAACUGACAAUGCUUUUCAUUCUGUACACCAAGGCUGGCUUGCACUACUGCUGUAUAUAAGAUGUGUACUGCAGACUACAUCUUGCUAUUGGCCAACAUAGCCAUUGGUGAGCAAGAGAAGGCUAUUUAGUUCCUAAUGUUCAACUCCAUGGUGCAUCAUAUCUGUCAAUGCAAUGGUUGCUACCAUGAUGCACAAUAUAACACAUUAUUGUUGUCCAACAGGUUAUUUUCUGAUGGAUGUUGUAAUUUGUGAACAUGGGCAUUUUUUUAAUGUUGAUGUUUUAACAAAAGGAGGCAAGCGAAUGCAUCAAAGGCAUGUUAAUAUUGUACAAGAUCUGUAAUAAAAUUAAUCCUAUAGCCUUGUUUUCUCAGA